Molecule: messenger RNA, 1317 nt
Organism: Phanerochaete carnosa HHB-10118-sp
Lineage: Eukaryota; Fungi; Basidiomycota; Agaricomycetes; Polyporales; Phanerochaetaceae
Exons: 6
Coding region: 1-1317 (438 amino acids)
Molecular function (GO): actin binding
Source: RefSeq, a predicted model, not a curated record
AUGGCGUCCUCCGAGUUGCUGAAAUCCAUUCAAGCGGGCAAGAAACUGAGAAAAGCCGAGACAAAUGAUCGUAGCGCACCGUUGGUGGAUGCCCCGAAGGGUGCAGGAGGCGGAGGUAGGGUUGGUGGUGGUGUCGCGUCGUCAGCACCGUCGGCCCCAGCAAUCGGUGGUGGCGGAGGACCACCUCAGCUUGGAGGACUGCUUGCGGGAGGUAUACCCAAGCUGAAGCCGGUGGGGAGCGGACCAGCGAGACCGCCACCCAACCUCGGUAAACCACCUACGAUACCAAAGCGAAAUGGUGCGACGCCUGCGGCCCCAGCACCACCUGCACCGCCUGCGCCUCCCAGCCGACCAGCGCCGACACCCCCGCCUACCAGACCACCCGCCACACCACCUGCGCCCCAUGUUGCGCCCCCUGCACCUCGUGCACCCACUCAUUCUGCGCCGAAGCCGCCAUUCCUCCCGACUCGCGCCCCACCAAUCGCACCCACCCCCGCCGCCGCCAAGGGGCGAAUCAUCCGCUCCCAGCCUACCGCAACGCUCUACGUCGGCAUCGUCGGCACCCUCGACACCACCACGCGCCGUGCCUCCGCCGCCUCCUGCACGUCCACAUUCUGCCGCUCCAGCACCACCGCCACGCCCAUUAUCCAUGGCACCUGCAACUCCAGCGCGGAGGGUCCCUGCUCCGCCGGGCGCAUCAGGACGAGCCCCGCCUCCUCCGCCUGCUCGUCCCCUCUCUGCAGUCUCCCGCCUCCUCCUCCAGCGCGGAAACAUGCCCCACCCCCGCCUGCGCGGUCUGCAAACGCGGUGCCAGCGCCUCCGCAGCGCGUGCGCCAGCUCGUCGCAGAGUCCGAGCCGGCUCCACCCCCACCGCAUGCACCGUCUCCAGCCGCAAGGCACGCGACGCCUCCGCCUCCGCCUACUCGCACGGCACCGCCGCCGGUACGCAGUACGCCUUCUCCGCCUGCUGCGCCUCCUCCGCCACCGCCGCCUGCUGCUGCACCUCCCGCUCCGCCUGCUGCGCCCCCGCCGCCCCCACCUGGUCCUUCGCCUGCACGCGCCAGGACGAUCUCAACGCCUGCAAAGCCAUCUGCACCGUCCGCACCGACCAGCAGGACGCUGUCUGCGCCUGGUACGCCUCACAUUAAUGGUGCCAUGAACGGCACACAGAGGAAGAUUCCUUCUCCGCCGCCCACAGUUGGCUCGCACACCUUCCCUGUCUCAGGCUUACCGCCGCCUCGUCCGUUUUCGAAGACGGCAAGGAAGUACGGAGGCGGGAGACAGCGCGGCUCGGACUUUGAUCUCAGAGCGCUUUGA